AUGUCUAAACAUAUAAAUUCAUUGAAACAAUAUCAUUUUAAAGAAAAAGAUAAACAAUGUCAUUGUAAUGAAACAUAUAAAAUUAUUGAAAACUAUCGUUCAAUUCUUGAUCGAAAACAUCAAAUUAUAUCUACUUGGAAAGUUUUUCAUAACAACGGAAAAAUCCAUUUUACACAUGGUACUCAUUUUCGAAAAAGUUCUGAUGCAUUAGUCAUUCGACUGAAUUAUACUUGUGUUAUUAAUCCAUGGUAUAAAUAUAUCAAUAUUAAUAGGAAUUUGUUAUCAUUUUUACAACAAAAUCAAUGCUAUAAAAUAUUUGAAAUCAUUCUACUUGAAUGUAAUUGUUCAAUAAAUUCACAUGAAUAUGAACUAGCUAUAGUAGAAUGUUCAUGUUUUGAACAAUUAAAAACGUAUUGUACAUAUUGUCGAGUUACUUUAGAAGCGACACAACAAGAGAAUAUUUCAGCACCUACUCAACUAUCACCAGAUGUUGAUCAACAAAAGAAUAUCUCGUUCUCGCUGAAUAUUUUCAGUAACAAAAUAAAUAUGAAGAAGAAUUUCUACCGUCAAUCAGUACUCUAUGACCAUCAAUAUGCAAAACAAAUUCACGAUGAAACAAAAGAAAAUCUGUUUGCUAUUAAUAAACAUGAAAUAAAGUUAAUAACAUUUUCACAAAAUAAUUAUAAUAAACAAAGUUCAUUGAAAUUUAAUACUGUUGAUCAAUUACUUAAUAGUUCAACAUUACUUCAUUUGUUUUUACAAAAAUUCUCAACAGUAUCUCGUUUAAUCAUGUCACCAAAUACUAUUAAAUCAAACAAUAGUUUAUCAUUUCAUAAUAAUUCAUCUGAAAUUUACAUAGAAUAUAGAACUCAAGGAACACAAACUAAAUUAUUUGCUAUUCUUUUACCACAAAGUCCAUUAAGUGAAAUAACAUUAGCAAAGAUUGAAACAAGUACAUUAAUGCAUGUAACACGUACUUGUCAAAUAAAUACACUUUCGUAUUUAAUUAAAACCAAUGAACAACAAAUAGAAGUAGAAAAUCCCAUAGAAAAUAUGCAACAUUCACUUACAACAUCGUUAUUCAUUCAUAAUAAAACUCAAUUAAAUAAAGAAUUCGAAUCAGAAACAAAAGAUUAUAGUAAAGAUGAAUUCAUAGAUACUUUUGAAGAAAAAACAAUAAAUUCAACAUCUUUCGAUAAAUAUCUAUUACCAUCAUCACCACCAAAAUGUGUUAAUGCUUAUGAUAUGAUUGAUCUGAAUGAACCUAGUACUUUGAUAGAUUCUUUUUUGAACGAUACUAAUACAAUUUCAUCUGAUAGACAAGAUAACAAGUAUUAUAAAUCCAGUCAUACAAAGUAUGAAAAACUGGUAUUUGAUCAAAACAAUAAUUGGCAUAGUUCAGAAUUAUCUCAGUUAAAAAAUAAUUUUUAUCGAUCUAUACUUAAAAAAAGACGACAACAUCGAAAUAAAAAACUUGCUUGUGGUUUCCUUCAACGUUUACGUCGUCGAAAAAAAUCAUAUAUUAUUCAAUUACUUUCUUCGAAGCAAUUUCAGUAUCGGUCAUCUUCAAUUUCAAUCAAUCCACUUCAAUAUAACACAUCAUUUAUUACACGACAAUCAUCUAUUACAAAUUCACAUCCCAAUAAUUCUAAAUCAAUUUAUCAAUAUAAAGCACAAAAUCAUACAAUUAUUGCUAGAGCAUCGAAAAACACUCUAGCUUGUAAACAAUUACAAAUAAUACUGAAUAAUUCCGAUAGUUCAUUAGAACAACUUAUCGAUUCACAACUUCUAUUAACUUGCAAUGAUAAUUAUAGAUCAGUUUGUAUUCUUAUUGAUGAUCAUAAACAAUCCGAACAAUAUCGAUCAUUAUUUAUUCAUUAUAUUUAUAAAACUCUAUCAAAUAGUCUGAAAAAUAUUUUGAAAAAUAAUUCAAUACAAAUGACAUGUAUGAAUUUAGCAUUUUUUAAUAAUUCUCUUUGUGAUAUUGUUAAUAUGCAACGAUUACGUUUGAUCGAUACAGGUAAAAAAAUACUUCUUUUACCAUCAUGUGAAAUACCAUUACAAACUUCUGAUGAUAUCGAUAUAGCUGUAAAUCGUCUUAGUACAAAAAUGCCAUUUGCUCAUCAAAUAUUUAUUGUUAAUAUUCAUCGUGAACAACCAUGUUUAACUAGUUCAUUUCUUUUUUUACAUUUAGCACCUAUUUGUUCGAUACGACCAACUGGUUUAUUAACUAAUUUAAAUUCAACUAAUUAUUCUCUAUUAAACCUAAUAAGACAAUUAUACAAUCAUAAUAAUAUAAAACGAUAUCUUUUAAAUGAUUAUUCAUUAAAUCGUCUUUUAAAAAAUUAUCUAUUUUCUUCCCAACAAACAAUGAUUGUUCUUACAGUUAAACCAAAAGUACAGGAAGCAUAA
Messenger RNA from Adineta steineri, 2412 nucleotides. The record is from the annotation of a GenBank genome assembly. Lineage: Eukaryota; Metazoa; Rotifera; Eurotatoria; Adinetida; Adinetidae.